Molecule: messenger RNA, 991 nt
Organism: Herpailurus yagouaroundi (jaguarundi)
Lineage: Eukaryota; Metazoa; Chordata; Mammalia; Carnivora; Felidae
Product: sulfotransferase 1 family member D1-like
Exons: 7
Coding region: 1-747 (248 amino acids)
Molecular function (GO): sulfotransferase activity
Source: RefSeq, a predicted model, not a curated record
AUGAUAAGAACAACCUGGAUCAGUGAAAUAUUGGAUUUGAUCUAUAAUAAUGGGGAUGUGGAGAAAUGCAAACAGAACGCAAUAUACAAACGAGUGCCGUUCAUGGAAUUGAUAAUUCCUGGACUGGAUAAUGGUGUGGAGGAUUUGAAAAAAAAGCAGUCUCCUCGAUUAGUGAAAACACACCUACCUGUUCAACUUCUCCCUUCUUCAUUUUGGAAGAAUAACUGCAAGAUGGUCUACGUGGCACGAAAUGCUAAAGAUGUGGCUGUGUCUUACUAUUAUUUCUACCAGAUGGCAAAACUGCAUCCAGAGCCUGGCACCUGGGAAGAGUUCCUGGAUAAAUUCAUGACUGGAAAGGUGGCUUUUGGUGCGUGGUAUGAUCACGUGAAGGGCUGGUGGGAGAAGAGGAAUGAUUAUCGUAUUCUUUACCUAUUCUAUGAAGACAUGAAAGAGGAUCCAAAGCGUGAAAUUCAGAAAUUGUUAAAGUUUCUAGACAAAGAUCUGCCAGAAGAAACCGUGGAUAAAAUCCUCUAUUACAGCUCUUUUGAUGUGAUGAAGCAGAAUCCAUUUACAAAUUAUACCACUGUAGCAGGAGUUCGUAUGGAUCAUUCCAUAUCUCCCUUCAUGAGAAAGGGUAUUUUGGGAGAUUGGAAAAAUCACUUCACUGUAGCCCAGUAUGAGAGAUUUGAAAAAGAAUAUGAUAAGAAAAUGAAAGGGUCUACACUGUCGUUUCGUUCAGAGAUUUAAGAAAUACUGUUCUUUCUCCAACUCCUUUACCUAACCCUUAAAUUAGAAAAAAAAUCCCUUCAAACAUUUAGUGAAAAAAAAUCUGCAUGAAAUGUUUCUUUACUUACUAACAGUAGUGUUUCGUAAUAGAAUAUUCAAAGAAUUUUGGAGUCUACAUAUAAAAAAUCAAUAGUCUCUGUGAUUUAAUUAAUUAAUGUUCUUACUAUUCUUAAAGACAAAAUAAUAAAAUGAAGUUUAAAAUCUA